This is a messenger RNA of Rotaria sordida, 1359 nucleotides long. NCBI's taxonomy places the organism in Eukaryota, Metazoa, Rotifera, Eurotatoria, Philodinida, Philodinidae. The record is from the annotation of a GenBank genome assembly.
AUGCUAUCAAUUCGACGUUUUAAAUUAGGUCGGCGUUCAUUUUUUCGUCGUUUUUUAUCUGCAAUAUUUUCUCUUACAUGUAUUUAUUCGUUGUUACUCUGUUAUGAAUAUUUAAACAAACCAUAUCAUCUAAUUUCCGCAAUAAACAAUGAAAAUAUUAGAUGCGAUUUUAAACCAUCAACUAGUGAAUUUAUUCUUAAUUAUAAAACAAAUUCAUUAAUUGAAAAUCAACCUGAUUUAACACGUGUAGAACCAACAAUUCAACGAAUACGAAGUCUUUUAGAAAUAAUUCGUUCAAAAGAAGAUAAAUAUCAAUCAUUGUUAGAAACUUUUGAUGUUUUUAAUAUGUUAAAUCCAAAUAUAUCAUUAAAACCGUAUUCAAUUGAAAGUAAUAUAGAUGAAAUAAAAACUUUAUACAAUCGUUUUAUAAAAUUAAUGCCAGAUAAUAAAACAAUAGAAAUUGAUCAAACAUUUAUUGAUUAUUUAAGAAAAAUUUCAAAUUAUUUAUUAGAUGGAUUAAGAGAUAAACGAACAAACAAAUUUGAAGUUGAAUGUGUUCGUAAACCAGUUUUUGUUCUUGCUUGUGAUCAAGAUUAUUUUGAUGGACUUCAAGGUGCUAUUCAUACACUUGAUACUUAUUGGUCUGAUCAUAGAAUUAUUUUUUAUGAUUUGGGUAUUUCAAAUGAACAAGAAAUAUUACUGAGAAUGAAAUGUGCUCAAUGUACAAUUAUUAAAUUUCCAUUUUCGUCUAUUGAAAAGUUUGCAAGACAUAUUGGUGACUUAACUACUUAUGGCUUUAAACCAUUCGUUAUUCAGGAUGCUUUACGUCGUUAUGGUACAGUUAUCUAUGCUGAUUCAUCUAUUCGUUUUAAUUCUAAUUCAUUUAAUCCAGUUGUAAUUGAUAAUUAUAUUCGUGGUUUUGCUGCUCGGGAAUUACCUGGUCAUUAUGUAUCUUGUUAUACUCAUACUGAUACAUUUACUUGGUUUAAUCAAUCAUAUACUAAUUUUGAUAAUAUUUACAUAGCUGAAGCUGGAUUUGUAGUUGUUACAGAUACAUUUUUAACGCGUCUUAUUAUGAAAGCAUGGUUGACAUGUGCACUUGAACCAGAGUGUUUAAUAACGUUUCGAUCGCACACAAACUGUAGUCGAACUUCUUUGAACAAACAUCGUUACGAUCAAAGUGCAAUUGUUAUUAUUUUAUCAUAUUUUUUCUUUCAAGGUAAUAAAGGAACAUGGAGUGAUAAAAAACUUAAUGAUCCAGCUCCAUAUGAUAUGUUUACAAGUAUACAGAGAAGUUUAGGUGAUAUUGUUCGUGGAUCUUUUGAACAAUAUUAUUUAUCGAGAAAAAAAAGCUCUUAA